UUUAUAUAUACAUAUAUAUAUAUCUUCAUGUCUUCUGUUUCAAAACUCGCUCAAUUUGGUAAAAAGCAUAUUGCUGCCGGUAUUGGUAGAUCCACAGAAUUGGUGAUUGAAAAAGCAAAGGGCACUUAUGUUUAUACUGUCGAUGGUAAAAAGUAUCUUGAUCUCACUACUGGUAUUGGUGUGACCAACACAGGCCAUUGUCACCCUACUGUUGUAAAGGCUGUUCAAGAACAAGCAGGUAACUUGUCUCAUGGUCAAGUUAAUAUCUUUUAUCAAAAACCUAUGCUUGAUCUUAUCGAUGGUUUAUUGCCCAAGAUGCCCUCGCCUCGAUUGGACACCUUCUUCUUUUGGAACUCGGGUUCUGAAGCUGUUGAGGCUGCUAUCAAAGUAGCUCGUCAUGCCACAAAGCGACAAAACAUCAUUGUCUUUCAAGGUUCUUACCAUGGCCGUACAUUUGGUACCAUGGCCUUGACGACUUCCAAGACGAUCUACAGCGCUGGUUUCUCUCCUUUGAUGCCUGGUGUUCACGUCGCUCCUUAUCCUUACUUCCAACAAUGGGCUUGUCAUAAGGCUGAUCCUAAGCAAUUCACACCUGAGUGGUGUGGUGAAGAAGCUCUUCAUCAAUUAGAAAUCUUGUUGAAGCAACGUACAGAUCCCAAAGAUACGGCUGCUAUUUUGAUUGAACCUGUUCAAGGUGAAGGUGGCUAUGUUGUUCCUCCUCAAAAUUUCCUUGCUGGCCUUAGAAAGAUUUGCGAUAAACAUGGCAUCCUGUUGAUUUGUGAUGAAGUACAAUCUGGUUUUGGUCGUACAGGUAAAAUGUUUGCUGUUGAACACUUUGGUGUUGAGCCCGAUAUUUUGGUCAUGGCCAAGGGUAUUGCCUCAGGUUAUCCUCUUUCUGCUAUCGUGUCUCGUAAAGAAAUCAUGGAUCUUCAACCUGCUGGUUCCAUGGGUGGCACUUAUGCCGGUAAUGCCAUUUCUUGUGCUGCUGCCAAGGCUACACUUCAAGUAUUUGAAGAAGAAAAACUUUUGGAUAACUGUGCUGCUCGCUCUGAACAAUUCUUCAAGACAUUAAGAGAAAAAAUCCCUGCUCUUUUGCCUGAAGGUGUGACAUGCGAUAUUCGUGGUAAAGGUCUGAUGAUUGGUAUUGAAUUCAUGGGUGUUCCUUAUGGAUUUGCUAGCAGUGUGGCUGCUGAAGCCUUAAAGUUGGAUACCCUUAUCUUGACCACCUCUAUUUAUGAAACACUUCGUUUAAUUCCUCCUCUUAACAUCACUGAAGAAGAAACCUCUCUUGCUCUUGAAAGAAUUGUUGCUUCUGUGGGUGCUGCCGUCAAGAACCUCAAGGUUUAAAAUAUUGUACAAUAGA
Molecule: messenger RNA, 1363 nt
Organism: Gilbertella persicaria
Lineage: Eukaryota; Fungi; Mucoromycota; Mucoromycetes; Mucorales; Choanephoraceae
Product: pyridoxal phosphate-dependent transferase
Exons: 3
Coding region: 28-1347 (439 amino acids)
Molecular function (GO): transaminase activity; pyridoxal phosphate binding; identical protein binding
Source: RefSeq, a predicted model, not a curated record